Messenger RNA from Magallana angulata, 4155 nucleotides. RefSeq lists its product as uncharacterized. Lineage: Eukaryota; Metazoa; Mollusca; Bivalvia; Ostreida; Ostreidae. The transcript has 2 exons. Bases 163 to 1026 code for a protein of 287 amino acids. The record is from RefSeq and is a predicted model, not a curated record.
UAUUUUCAAUGUUUGAAACCGAAGAAUUCACCCACGUGUGUCGGAGCAGAAAGAUGAAAAUUUAGGGAAGAUGGCCGAAGUUGAAUGAAAUGACAACUGCGUCAGAUGAGAUUUCACGACCUGGAAAGCUGUGACUGAAAGCAGGGAUUUACAGAGUGAAACAUGUCACAAAAACCAAAGCGUAAAGCGGCCAUGAUGACUGCGGAGGUUGUCCCAGGAUCCUCCACUCAAGUUGCGAAGGAAGUCGCAAAGUCAGAGCUACUAGCCCCGCAGGAGAAAAAGCCAAAAGUCUCCGAAAAAGGUGACUCGGCCUCCACAAAGGAAGAGACGGAAGAAGAGAUGCAAAGGUACUUGGACGACACGUUCGAAGGCAGGCGUGCGUUUGUGACGGAGGAAAUGCCAACCAUUUUAAUUCUCCGAGAACAUUUCCCACAGCUGUUUAAAGGGAGACAAAUGUUGGCAGAGUUCCAGAGAAUCACGGGGCUGGACAUCGAUCACCUGAUACAAGAGUACUGCGUGAAGUACGCGUCCACUGUAAUCAGCCUGGGGCGACAGACUCCGGGCUCUGGGGGUCUACUCAAACAGGCCGAGUCGGUCAGACAACAGAAUCUCGCCCUGAAGCAGUACUGGGACAUGGUGACCGCUCUGUGCCUGAUUCCCCUGCUACUGAAGGAGAACCUGGUGGAGAUGGUGAGGGAAGUCGGGCCGGAGGAAGAGGUGGACCCCCGGGGGAAAAUUGUCCCCAUCCUCAUCUCCAAGGGCUCGAUAUUCAAGAGUGACGAGUUUGUGCUGAUCAUCGAGGAAGAAGUGGUGCAAGAGUUUGAGGAGUUUACGAUCGCGCUGGGUACGCUGUUUUCGGCAUACUGGGUGUUUAACAUGCAGUACCCCCGGACUUUGAACCACACGUAUAAUUUCAUACAGAAGGCCAUUUUACACCUGAGGGAUGGCACACCGUUUCCUCCGCUUUGUAAACAGUUGGUGCAGAAGAUACAAAAGGCUUGUUCCCAGGGGAAAUCAGCCACGUAGCUGGGGGAAAUCAGCCACGUAGCCGGGGGAAAUCAGCCACGUAGCCGGGGGAAAUCAGUCAAGUGCUGGGGGAAAUCGGCCAUAUAAUGAGGGAAAGUUUGCUAUGUACAUGUAGCUAGCAUGGAGUUGAUUAGACAACUAUAUACACUGUACAUUAAUUGAUAAAAGUCCCAAAUGAAACUGAAGGGUGCAUAAUUGAAAUUAAACCUUCACUGUGUAUGCCAUCCAAUAUGUGUCAGUAUUUUUUACCGUUAGAUAGUGCAUUUUAUUAUAAAAGCUGUACUUGUUUAGAAAUUAAUGUUUUUGUAAUUUUAUGUUACGUUUUAAGCAACUUAAAUGUACACGUUUCAUUGUGUGUUUUACAUGUAACAAAAACCCAUAAAUAUGGAGGUGCUUUAACAUUUUUUUAGUUGCUUGCAGUAUUAGAAACAUUCCGUUGUGAGAGUUAUAUCUCAUACACCAUUAAGUGCAAUAUUGAGACAUUGAAUACAAAUUGUGAAGUGUAAUCAUCCCCGGCCCAAUGAUCACGAAGAAGUCCAGACAGGUUAGCGCUCUGUCUUGAGUCGUUCAAAAACUGCAAAAGACAUAAACUUAAGAUUGUUCCUCUAUUGUAUCCCCUCAUGUUGCUUAAGAAAUGUUGUGAUCCUUUGAGGCAGUUAGAUUAUGUUUGUUUUAGUUCAAUGUAUUAGCACCAUAAAUCACGUCUUCCUGUUAUAGAAACUUACUCAGCUCUGCAUGUUCAGAAAAUUUAGAAACGUUUAAAAGGCAAAUAAAAAAAUAAUAAUAAUAGGAAAUGGAUUGGUUAUCAAGCCCCAACACAAAAAUCAAAAAAUAAAAUACCUGCCUGUCGCAUUAUAAUUUGAAAAUUUUGGCCUGAGAAAAAAAAUCAUAUUUUUUUUACAUCAGCAAUAGAUAUUUGCUUAUGAUGAUAUCUUGUGGGUAGGUAAUAAGAAAUGUGCCAUAGCAGACAUGCCAAAAUAUGUAAACUUUCAAAAUUCCAAGGUUGUAAACUAGCUUAGUCUCUCAACUCAUCCUAACAUGUUCCCAAGCUGAGCAAAAGCAAAGCUUUAUAUGCCUCAACAUGCUGUGUGACAAUAGACAAUCUAACCAUUUAAUGCAUUAAAUUCCGUGGAGUGGAUUUCUGGCCAAAACAAUAGUCUUUAUUUUUGCAUGCUGAAAAUUUUCUUGAUGUAGACAUGAUUUUUGUUUUAUUGUGAAAGCAGAAGUUCAGCAUCUCCGUAAUUAAACAGAAUUUUCAGACUUUUAUCUGAUUCUUACUCUAAUGAAAAUACAAAAACUGUGAAUAAUAUUUUCUCAACACAUAACUGUACCUUUAAACUUCUGUAAGAAAUAUUGUUUUAAUUUAAUGAUGGGAAAAACUACAUGUAAAUUUCAAAAUAGAAAUGGAGUUAUUCCCCUUACAAGAUAUUGAAACUGAAUCAAGCUAUUAAAUUUUGUUAACAAGUGCAUGUCUAAAUUUUAUCACAUUUAGAUUUACAAUAUCCUAGCACUAUGUUCUGGACACAGGAUAGAGGGAGGUCUCGCAUGUAAAUAUACUGUAAUUAUGCAUAUUAUGUGUAUAUACCAUGUAUACAGCGCCUGUAUAUGUAGUACUGUUCUGUGUGUCCGGUUUUUGUUUUAAUUGUUUAAGGCAAUAUGAGCUGUAUUUUUUAGAAUUUUAUUUUGCAGCAAAAACCUGCUAGUAUGAUAAGUCUGCAUAUAAAUUAAACUUUAUGAUAGAUAAAAUUUGAAAAAAUCAUUAAUUUUUGUCAAAGGAAAUAUUUCUCUUCUAAGGAAUAUAUAGCAAAUCAAAUUUUGUACAGGACGACAAUUAUUCAAUUUUGCUCCAUAUAAGGCUUCUUAACGGCCUUUUCCACAAAAUUAUGGCUAACAGAAAUUUAAAAACCAUGAUUUUUUUUUUAUUAUUUUAGUAGAAAAGAACAUUUUAGUAAAAAAAAAAAUUCAACGUGAAAAAAUUCAGCUCAUAUUGCUUUUACAUUUUGUUUUUACGGUAGGUGAAAAGAUGUUCAUCGAUGUACUUUUUGUUUUUAUAUUAUCCUUACAUUUUUUUUCAAUUUUUUUUAGGUGGGGGAGUAGUGUUUCAAAUUUUUUUGAAAUUAUACAAAAAUAAUUACGGAUAUAUCAUGUUGUUUAUUUCAGUGUUAAAUAGAUUACAAUGCAAUGUGUAUUGUCAUGGCUAUAUCCCCUCCACCUUUAUUAUCUGUAGAAAUGACAUUUGUAUACUUGUAUACAUACAGGUAAUUAUUAUUACCUGGUGUAUGCUAUGGUGGCCAGCAUUGUCACCAAACCGCCCCCACCCCCCACUCAAAUAAAGUUUGAAUCUGAAUGGUUGUAUGUCUCCCUCCUGAAUUUUGUGGCAUUUUCCAGGGUUUUUUAAAAAAUACAUGUACAUGUGUAACAAGGUUUCUUAAGUCACAGACUAGAGACUAAAAGUGCUCUGUAUAAAAGAACUUAAAAAAACUUCUACAGUGUGUAUAUUGUUGAAGAAUACUUAGCAAUGUCAUUUGGUGCAGAAUAUUGAUGCAAUUAGUACUGAAUUUAUAUUUUGUGUUUAUUUCUCCAAUCAGCUUCCAAUGGUCAUUGACACCCACCCCCUAUUUUAUUUUAAAUGAUAAUCUUAUUUUCAAAAAUUAUUUUGUUCACUGCCAAAAACAUAUAGCUAGUUCAUAAUUACAGUAAUUGUUAAUCUGAUCAAAUCCAAAGACGUCCCCUCCCGGGAACCUGUGGGUCAGAGAAGGAGAAGUCUCUGUCCUGCCAUUGGUCAGAUUCCUGGGCUAAUCAGGGGGUGUUACUUGUGCCAUCACCAUUAUGUAUAAAACAGUGUAUAUUGUUCGUGGUUUUUUCCCUUGAUUUCUCUCUUUCCUUUUUUUUUAAUGUUAAAGUUUUUAAAUUUGAUUAAUUUUUUCUGUGAAUCUCUAAUUAAAAAAUAUUAAAAUUCCGUGGAACUUUUUAUAAGGAGGAUGACUGUUACUAACAACAUUAACAUUAAUGCCAUCAAUGCAGUUAGAUUUAAUCAACGUCUGUAAAAUUAAUGAUUUUUUUUCCCAUUUCCUACAUUUUUAUAGCUGUCCAGGGAAGUUCCAAAAAUAUUAAAGCAUCAAAACAACG